Molecule: messenger RNA, 876 nt
Organism: Lingula anatina
Lineage: Eukaryota; Metazoa; Brachiopoda; Lingulata; Lingulida; Lingulidae
Molecular function (GO): protein binding
Source: RefSeq, a predicted model, not a curated record
AUGGCUGCUCUACUGACGAACUUCUACUUCCUAGUUGUCUGGGUGAUAUUUUCAACAGUGUACCUGUGUAUGUGCUGUACGGAAGGUGAUGGUCACUUUGGCUGGCAGUGUGACACUGUGACUGGGUGUUUCUGUAAACAAGGCCAGAGAUGUCAACAGACUCUAGGAACAUGUCCUGAACACUGUGUGGACAACCCCUGGGGAAUAGGAUGUCAUGAUGAGCAUGGUAACCUAGCUUAUGGCAAGCCAGCCAGUCAGUCAAACACCAACUUUUCUUAUACAGAUGAUGAGUGGUUCUCGGCCACUCUAGCAGUGGAUGGAAACAACAGCACGGCUGACUCUAAUUGUACAAGAACGCACCAUCAACCAAAUACUUACUGGACCGUGGAUCUUGAAGGUCUCAGUGUUAUCCGUGAAGUGACAGUGAUAAAACCUGCUGCAAUUUGUCCGCAGAACAAUGAGAAACUGUGCAUCAAAAAUGAUACUUCGAACCAUGUUAAUUGCAUCUCUUCUACAAAUGCACAGUGUUUUGGAGGAGUGUUAAGAUACAACAUAAGCCCACCAAUCCUGGCACGCCACGUCACGAUCUUGAAAACUGGGCAACAAACUCUGCGACUCUGUGAGGUCAUCGUUAGAGGAUACACGUACCCCUAUAACGUGGCAUUUGGCAAAAGGGCAGAACAAAUUAACGUUAUAAAUGAAGGAGAUCCAGGACGAGCUAUAGACGGAAAAACGACAGCGUAUUAUCUUUUAGAAUCCUGCACUCACACAAAUGACACGCUAGACCCCUGGUGGGAAGUAGACCUAGGUCAGCAAUAUGUGGUGUAUAGUGUGACUCUUCUUAACAGAGACGAAAAUGUUCACGGAGGUGAGUAG